AUGGAGUGCAUUCAUGCUAGUAAUGGUAACCCUACCUCUUCUUCAGGGUCAUCUUCCAAGGAAAACAAGAGCAAGGAGAAAAAGGGUGUGAAGAAAAGCAAGGGAGUGAAGCUUUCCACUGAUCCACAAAGUGUAGCAGCCAGAGAAAGAAGGCAUAGAAUCAGUGACAGGUUCAAGAUCCUUCAGAGCAUGGUCCCUGGUGGGAGUAAGAUGGACACAGUUUCUAUGUUGGAGGAAGCCAUUCACUAUGUGAAGUUCCUCAAGACACAGAUUUGGCUUCACCAAACCAUGAUGAACUUUGUAGAUGAUGAAUACUCACCCAUGUACCUUCCUGUGGAGCAGCAUUUUCCUAAUGAACACACCAUUUCCCUUCAGCACAACCCUUCAGUUUCAGUAGAUUCUCUGCACACUUUACCACAACUUCCACUAGCCCAAUGUUGCUUCAAAGGUGAAGAAGAUACUACUAUGAAAUAUUGGCCAGCUUAG
This is a messenger RNA of Gastrolobium bilobum, 486 nucleotides long. RefSeq names its product transcription factor bHLH140. Gene Ontology annotation, molecular function: DNA-binding transcription factor activity; protein dimerization activity. The transcript has a single exon. The record is from RefSeq and is a predicted model, not a curated record. NCBI's taxonomy places the organism in Eukaryota, Viridiplantae, Streptophyta, Magnoliopsida, Fabales, Fabaceae. Gene Ontology annotation, biological process: regulation of DNA-templated transcription. Bases 1 to 486 code for a protein of 161 amino acids.